This is a messenger RNA of Aspergillus homomorphus CBS 101889, 892 nucleotides long. RefSeq lists its product as uncharacterized. The transcript is spliced from 3 exons. The record is from RefSeq and is a predicted model, not a curated record. NCBI's taxonomy places the organism in Eukaryota, Fungi, Ascomycota, Eurotiomycetes, Eurotiales, Aspergillaceae. The coding region runs from base 242 to 892 and encodes 216 amino acids.
CCUUCUUCCUCUCUACUUCCAAAACUCAUCCACCACACCACUUGAGACUUCCUCAACCCAUAUCCAAACGAGAUCGGUGCAAGACAUCUUAACCCUUUCUUUCCUCCAUCUUACAUUCUACGCAGGCAGCCUGCACCUAUAUGAUCACUCACCACUUCUAUCGAUUUCAACUCCCAAGGUCCUGGAUCUACCGAGAGAUAUGUAACAUCAAGGCGUUUGGGGUGACUCAACGCCAUGUAUCAUGCUCGACCGUGGAAGAGGAGCCUCUCGUGGAUCUACCUUGAACUAUUUAGGCUAUUUGAACGUAACGCUUUCAUGGAUCUCCGGGAACAGAAGACCAAACUUUCGGAGGGAAAUUGCCCUUUACAAGAUCAGAUCAAUAUUUCGAAAGGCUACAUCUGGCGGGAAUGUCCGCCUCAGUGACUACUGGGUAUUUAUGGCCAUAGCACUCACAAGCAGUGCGAAGCGAGGGGUUAAAUGGCCCUUUGAUUUUACGAAACAGGGCAACGUUCGUGCCAAAUGGGUACCACACAGUCCCACCAUGUGGGUCUGGCACGCCGGUCAGCCUUUUUUCAUCACAUAUCGUGGCUACUAUACCCUCGACGGCGUCACAAGCUUUAGCUUGGCUAGGCGAAACUUCUUCUUCACUUUUAAUCCAUCCCUUGAUGUAGGCCACCACAGUUGUGGUCCGGAGACCACAAUCCUGGUCUCUACUGAUAAUGACAUGGCUGCUACUUUCCGCGCACAGAACUUUGGGGCACUAUCAGAGUUCGUCAUACUGAUCCGCGAUGAAGACCCCCAAGGAACUGGAGGCAAACAGCAUGAUUCCAUUGAGGAAGUGCGCGUUCUCAAGAAACUUCGAGCGCUCGUUCUUGCCGGAGACGUUCGCUAA